Molecule: messenger RNA, 654 nt
Organism: Dioszegia hungarica
Lineage: Eukaryota; Fungi; Basidiomycota; Tremellomycetes; Tremellales; Bulleribasidiaceae
Product: RF-1 domain-containing protein
Exons: 3
Coding region: 1-654 (217 amino acids)
Biological process (GO): mitochondrial translational termination
Cellular component (GO): mitochondrial large ribosomal subunit
Molecular function (GO): translation release factor activity
Source: RefSeq, a predicted model, not a curated record
AUGCUCAUACGAUCAUGCCUUGGAUCGCUCCCUCAUCUAAAGUCCGCCCUUUACGCCAUAUGCUCAACCGGGAGUAGCACCGGGUCGGUGUCGUGUUCGCAAACUAUCGUCCGCUGGGACCAUGAUCGCCGCCGGAUAUCGUCGUCUACCGUCUCAGCAGCACCUACACCGUCCUCAUUGCGGGAUCUCUCGAUACUUACUACUGAGGCACACAAUACCGUCGCUCGAGAGUGGGUCAAUGGGUUCAAAGAGGGGGAUAUACCCAAGGAGGCGCUGGAAGCUGGAUUCGCGCGGUCGAGUGGGCCUGGUGGGCAGCAUGUCAACAAGACCAACUCCAAAGCAAUGAUACGGUGUUCCCUUGGGGAUUGGCUACCCCCAUUCGUCCUUCCGCCUCUACGCAGCUCGCCGCACUACCUCCCCAAUCCUCCUUCUCUACUCAUCACCUCUCAACUCUCCCGCUCGGCUCCGCAGAAUCAAGCAGCCGCCAUGUCGAUUUUGCACCAAACGAUCAUUUCUGCCGCGCGGUCCGUCAUUAAGGGAACGACGAGCUCGGAGCAGAAGCAGAAGGUGCAGGGUCUGAUGAGGAGGGAGGAGGGGCGGCGGAGGAUGGAUAAGGAUCGUCUGAAGAGCAAAAAGGCGGCGAGGAGGGAGUAG